This is a messenger RNA of Diversispora eburnea, 2277 nucleotides long. The record is from the annotation of a GenBank genome assembly. NCBI's taxonomy places the organism in Eukaryota, Fungi, Glomeromycota, Glomeromycetes, Diversisporales, Diversisporaceae.
AUGUCACCUACUUCGGUUCUUAAAUGUCAGAAUUCUUCCAAUUGGAAUGACUUUCGUAAACCUAUUGCUAUUAGGUUUGAGGAAGUUAAACUGGCAUAUUCUGCCGGGGACUACACUACUGCCAUCGAGUUUCUUAGUUCAUUAUUGAAUAAUGUUUCUGUGCAAAAAUUUAACUUUGAGUCCAGUAUUUUACGUGAACAUUUGCUCCUGGCGCGAGCAAUCUGUUUUCAACAACUCCGGGAAUUUUGUCAUGUUCUUACUGAUACAACCGAAGUGGUAAAAAGCAUUUCUCAAAAUAAUCAAGGGAACCUUUUGAUAUUUCGACUUUUUGCGCUCUGGCUUCGGAGUCUGGCAUUCGAAUCUUUUAAUAGAUGGGAACAGGCCAAAAACGAUUUGGAAUUACUUAAAUAUUCGAUCUUAAAUAUUAGAAAUAACACCGUUUACGUUGCUGACGAGGCCGUUUAUCACCUUUUACCGAACAUGACUCCGUUAAUUACUUUAUCAAGAAGCAACUCUUUAAAAUUUAACAUUAAUUGUGUCUUGGAUCGACUUCGUCGGAUCAUUGAUCUAGUGACUAAAGAUAUUUCUCGUCGAAACAAUUCGCCACCUUUUCAUUUGAUCGAUCAUGAUGUAUGUGCUUAUAGUGAAUUUGCGAAAAAAUUUUAUUAUCGUUUAAAUCUUCGACGACCUUUACAUCCUAACAUUCAUAUCAAUAUGUGGUAUAGUAUGGAUCUCAUGUUUGUCAGUGAAAUGAAUCUUUUUAAAAAAGAAGAUAUGCGUGGUGUAGAAGGGUAUGCACUAGGAAUUAAAUUAUUGAAGAUUUGUGGUAAUGAAAAUACAAUAGAAAAUUUUAAAGUUCAAGUUAGACCUAUGAGCAUGGAAGCAUGUGAAUGGAGUGGUUUGGCUUUUACUGAAUGGCCUGGUGUACAAGCUGGAGGAAAAGGUGGAUUAGAAUUUAGAGUCAUUCAUGUUGCAAAUGAUUCCAAUUCUCUAAAUGAUGAUUUAAAUUCUCUAAAUGAUGAUUUAGAUACUCUAAAUGAUGAUUUAGAUAAUAAUGUCACACUUUCACCUGUAUCCAAUAAUCAACAAAUCUUCUUAUACGUUUAUCCUACGAAGAUUAUAAAUAAAGUUGAUGGAAAUUUUACAAAUGGAACCAUUCCUAUCGAUAAUGUUAAUAGGAAUGACUCCGAAUUUCGUCUUGUUCCACUUGUCAUUGGCUCAAUUCACCUAAUGACAUGUCAUUCACAUCCCAUUUCUUGUACCAACCAUCAAUCAGUUAAGGUCGGAAAUUAUUCUGAAUCUUCAGAGUCCAUGUCUUCUACAAUUGAAGAUUUAACUUCAGAGUCCAUGUCUUCUACAAUUGAAGAUUUAACUUUGCAGGACUUUUCAGAUUAUUCAUCUGAAUCUUGGUCAUGUAAAUCCAUAGAAUCUAAUAAAAAGAAAUGUUCAUGGAGUAUUGAUGAUUAUCUUAUUCAUAGUUAUCGUGCUUUUAUACUUCCUAAUGAAAAGUAUUUACUCAUUAAAGAAUUAUGGGAUGUUGGCAUUCCUGGAAAAAUUUGGGAUUCAGCGUUCAUUAUGGUUGAAAUAUUUAAAAACAGAAUUUUCAAAGAUCAAAAAUUAUUUUAUGGUAAAAGAGUUUUAGAUUUAUCCACUGGAACAGGAUUUGUUGGACUCUAUUUGGCGGCUUUAGUGGCUAGUUUGCCAAAAUCGGAAAAUUUUGAAAGAAAUGAACCUAAAACCAAUAUGAUAUUAACUGAUCUGGAGCAUGCUUUAGGUCUUAUCCAAACAAAUUAUUCAUUAAAUAAAUAUCUUAUUGAAUCAUCUGAUAGAGUAUUAAUGGAUAUUGAACCUUUAAGAUGGGGCGACUGGAUUGGUGCUAAGAAACUAGGUGUUAUCGAUUAUGUAUUAGCAUCUGACGUGGUCUACGAGCCGGAAUUAUUCGAUGCUUUAAUUCAAACUUUUUUAACUAUUUGUUCACCUAAGAGAACCAAAAUUUACUUGGGAUAUAAAAAAAGAGGUCUUUCCACCAAAGAAGAGAGACAAUUCUUUAAGAAAUUGCAAAACAAAUUUCACGUCACUUCGCUUCAAGACCUGCCAAAUGUCAGUGAUGAAAAAUACUUGCGAACAAAUUUUCCAGAUUCGUCUAAUGAUGGAAUUACGAGUUAUGAAGAAAUACUUAAUGACAUGAAUAAACAAGAUCCUAUUCUUAUUAUAUCACCAAUAAGAUUGACCUGCAGUGAUGGAAAGAUUUGCUACUCAUGGUCUGGCGCAAAAUAA